AUGUUGAACCCCAACGACUGGGAUAUCUAUGAAAGGGGAACCAUUCAAUUAAAAGGCAAAGGAUUUAUGAAGACUUAUUGGUUAUACGGAAGGCAUUCAAAAGACCAGAUAUCAGACGGCAGUACCGGUGAUGAUAUCACACACUUUGACACGCAGAUAGAGCGCCUGUGUCUCAGCGCCGGUAGUCAACCGCUGACACUAGCCAUCAAUCGGCGGACAAGUUUACUGGACAAGUCGACCAACAAAUCGCUACUACCUGUGCUCUCAAUGACAAACGCGUACAGACACAACCAGUCGGUGGCGGCUAUCGAUAGACUCAAUACAAUCAAUAACUCAUUAGUGACUAAUAGGGAGAACAGGGAGCGCGUGGAGUGCGAGGUAGACGGGGCUGAUGGAGGACAGGGAUGUUUUAACCUUUGCCAGUGUUGGUGGGACUGGUGGGGAAGGGCGUGUGUGGAAUCGGAUGCCAAUUGUGUGAACACCGUUAGAAAACACAUUCGCGAAACGUUUUUCGUACCAUUAGUGUGUUGUAUAGCCUUAGCGCAGGCCCUCCCCGGCGGCCAAUCUGUGUCCAGCAGAAGCCAAGACGAUUGGGGAAACUAUGCCUUCGGUUAUGAUAUCGUAGACGAAUGGGGCGCCCAAAACGGACGGGAAGAGAAGGGUGACGCUCAUGGCAACAAAGUCGGCUCCUAUACCAUCAAGGAUGCCGAUGGCCGAUCCAGACGUGUCGACUACGUGGCCGACGCUCACGGUUUCCGAGCCACCAUCGGAACCAACGAACCCGGAACCGCCACCUCCAACGUUGGCGACGCCACUUACCUCAGCUCCGCGCCCAUCAUCACCGCCGAGCCCGCCCGAGUGUUGGCCGCCGCACCCGCCUAUCACGCACCCGCUGUGUUGGCUGCCCCCGCCUAUCACGGCGCCCCCGUCCUCCGCUCAUACGCCGCCCCAUUAGCCGUGGCCCACUCGGCCCCACUCGUCAGGUCGUACGCCGCCCCCAUCGCCCGUUACGCCGCUCCCCUGGCCUACGGACACGGACCCGCUCUGGCCUACGGUGCGGGACCCGCUCUGGGCUACGGACACGGACCCGCCCUCCUGUCCAACCCGUGGAAAUAG
Molecule: messenger RNA, 1116 nt
Organism: Oppiella nova
Lineage: Eukaryota; Metazoa; Arthropoda; Arachnida; Sarcoptiformes; Oppiidae
Source: the annotation of a GenBank genome assembly